Messenger RNA from Pseudogymnoascus destructans, 620 nucleotides. RefSeq lists its product as uncharacterized. The record is from RefSeq and is a predicted model, not a curated record. NCBI's taxonomy places the organism in Eukaryota, Fungi, Ascomycota, Leotiomycetes, Thelebolales, Thelebolaceae. The transcript has 3 exons. The coding region runs from base 129 to 413 and encodes 94 amino acids.
UGCAUAAAUCGGGUGUUUGUGCACGGCGCGGAACAACGUUUAGGCGACGUCGGAUCAACAGCUUCGUGAAUCGGAAUUGGAGGUAACAAGACCGCCAGCUCGAAUCUUCAAGCAUACAACUGAUCACCAUGUCGGGUAAAUACACAUUCACCAAAGGCCUCAAGGAGGUGCGAUUCCUGCUGUGCCAGACUGGCGAGACGAGCAAUGCUACGAGAUCUUUUCUCGCACGCGCGUACCCCACGAUGAAGAAGUACAACCCGUCCACGCCAAUCAUGAUCCGCGAGGCCGCAGGGACACAACCACAGGUUUUCGCCCGCUACGACUUCGGCAAGGAGAAGAGCGAGCUAUUGGCUGGGUUGUCGGAUAAGGAAAUCGAAGAGAAGGUUACUGGACUUGUGAAGUCCGAGGCAUAACUUGUCGGUGGUGGAUGAGACUGAUGGCGAUGGGCAACUGUAUAUAUGGGAUAGAAGAGGGCCAUGAAUGAAGAUUUGUACGAGCUGGACCCCCGAAAGCCUAUGCGUGUGCCUACGAACGAGACUAUGUGCCGUUGGUGUGCGAGUUUGAGAAGUACUGGGAGGAAUUUGUGCAACUGCAUUAAUGACACCCUCGAAAAGAAAAAU